This is a messenger RNA of Onychostoma macrolepis, 2598 nucleotides long. It is a transcript of the gene ankrd2, whose product is annotated as ankyrin repeat domain 2 (stretch responsive muscle). NCBI's taxonomy places the organism in Eukaryota, Metazoa, Chordata, Actinopteri, Cypriniformes, Cyprinidae. Bases 768 to 1946 code for a protein of 392 amino acids. Gene Ontology annotation, cellular component: nucleus. Gene Ontology annotation, molecular function: RNA polymerase II-specific DNA-binding transcription factor binding; transcription cis-regulatory region binding. Gene Ontology annotation, biological process: positive regulation of transcription by RNA polymerase II. The record is from RefSeq and is a predicted model, not a curated record. The transcript is spliced from 11 exons.
UUAAGAAAAAUCUCAAAGUGCUACAGAGUGUCGUAAGAAAAUAAAACAAAACACAGUUAAAAACAACUACCAACUAAGAUUAACACAAAGCUAAACACUAAAGGAAACCUAUUUUAACCUUUUAGCCUUAUUUAAAACCAUCAGUCAUUUGUGAAGCCCUCCAAUGUUCAGAACGGGACAUUGAAGGACUUUUUAAAAAGGUACGUUUUUAGACCCUUUUUAAAACCAUCAGUCGUUUGUGGAGCCCUCAGAUGUUCAGGGAGGGCAUUCCACAGGCGAGGGGCGGCGGCACAAAAGGCUCUGUCCCCAAUGGUGCGGGUCUUAGUUCUUGGGGGAAGGAGCCGAUGAGUGUUUGUGGAGCGGAGAGAACGUGCAGCAAUCUGUGGAGUAAGGAGUUCUUUAAGGUAGGAGGGAGCAUUUCCAUGGAUACACUGAUGUGAUCCUGGCGGCACUGUUCUGUAUGUGCUGGAGCUUCUGGAUGCUCUUAUUAGGAAUCCCAAUGAGAAGAGCAUUGCAGUAGUCCAGUCUGGAGGAGACAAAGGCGUGGACGAGUUUUUCAGCAUCAUGUAUGACAUUUGUGUGCAUUCCUGCCCACAUACGCCUAACAGGAUGUUCCUGAAUGCUGUUCAGUGAUUGGACAUUGUGUGUCAACAGGCGUUCUUUGAAACUAGAAGGCAUUUAUGAGGUAUCACUUGACAGUAAUGAAACGCUUAUACAUAACAUAAUCUCCAAAACAGGGUGUUUAUUGGGCCACGAUUCUUGUAAAAAUGGACUCCCAUUGUGUGGCAGAGGGCAGGCCUGUCGAGGUGGACGGCGCCGGCUUGAACGGUGAGCUCAUGGUCGCGUGUUUGUGUGCGAUCCAGCUCCUGUCCACAGCUGUCACACAGGGCCUGACGUGGCUUUACAUUCCUGCUGUGAGCUAUAAGACCGGGUCAGAUCUCAGUCUGGCAGGUCUGCUGUUAUUUGUGAAAGUUUGCGACUUGCAAAUACUCUGGGUUAACUUCUUUAUAUAUUUUGUCAUAAUGGACGAGAACAUCCUGUGGGAGACAGCUGUGGUUGAUAGAAGAGCGGCCUUUGAUAAACGGGAGGAGAAGCGUCGAGCUCGGGCACGAAAGUUGGGAAUUUUGGUUGUGGAUGCAUCUUCUGUGGUGGUAGAAGGAGGGAAUGAAUCUGUCCAUCAAAGUGUUGCAAACAUUCAGGCAGAGGAACGAGUGAGAAAGAUCUCCUCUGAUCUGAGGCGUGAGAUGGUUGAUCUGGGUGGUGCAGAGAACAUUAUUGAGCUGCGUUGGAAGAAGAAGAUCAGGAACAAGACCACAGCUCCCAAAGAUUUAAUGGAUGUUCUAGUGGGACCUGUGGAACCGGAGGAGUUUUUAAAAGCAGCGGCUCAGGGAAAGACAGAAGUAGUUGAGAAAUUUCUGGAAGAUGGAGGAGAUCCAAACAUCUGUGAUGAGUUCAGGAAAACAGCGCUGCAUCGGGCUGCUUUGGAAAAUCAUACUAAAAUAGUGGAAAAAUUACUAGACAAAGGUGCUGAUAUCAACUUUAAAGACAGGCUGGACUGCAGGGCUGUACAUUGGGCUUCCAGAGGUGGAAGUCUCUCAGCACUGAAAGUUCUCCAGGACAGGGGAGCUGACAUCAAUGUCAGAGACAAACUGCUUAGCUCACCUUUGCAUGUGGCCACACGGACAGGUCACAGCGAUGUGGUCCAACAUCUUCUAACCAGUGGAAUCAAUAUUAAUACCAAAGAUUGGGAAGGAGACACAGCACUGCAUGAUGCUGUCAGAUUAAAUCGAUAUAAAAUUGUCAAACUCCUUAUAGUGGCAGGAGCCGAUAUGCAGAUCAAGAAUGAUGAGGGCAUCACAGCCACAGAACAGGUGAAGCAAUGGCAGUUUGACACAAAGGAGACACUGGAGAAACUGGAACAGAUGAGAGAGGUUGGUCUGGCCUGACAGACACAUGGAGAUGCAUUGGAUUCAUUAGAGCGUCUGUGAACAGGUGCACGGCUGGAGAACAACCCCACCUCUGUCUGAGUAACUGUUUACUUUCUGUGUUAAUUAGUGCUGAAAGGUGCCUGUCCUCACCAAUUCAUUAGUAUACUGGAUGAAUGAGCUUUUAUUAAUCUAUAUAAAAAUGAAGGCUUAUAAUUUGUAUUUGUUUUUUCUAUUUAAAUAGCGGCAUAGUAUAACUUGAUCAGAUCAGUAUAUACUGGUGAAAAUUUUGGAAUACAUAAGAUUUUUGUAUAUUUUUGACAGUCACUUUUGAUUAAUUAAAUUUAAUCCUUACUGUAUGACAGUAUUACUGUCUUACUUUUGAUGGUGGUGUAUAUAGUGGUUCCACAAAAAAUAUUAGGCAGCAACAUUUUGUCAAUAUUGAUAAUUAAUAAUAAUAAUAAUGUUUGUUGAGCAGCAAAUCAGCAUAUUAGAAUGAUUUCUGAAUGAUCAUGUGACACUGAAGCCUGAAGUAAUGAUGCUGAAAAUUCAGCUUUGCAUCACAGAAAUUAAUUACAUAUUUAAAUAUAUUAAAAUAGAAAACAAUUAUUCUUAAUUGUAAUAAUAUUUCAUAUUAUUACAGUUUUUGCUGUAUUUUGAUAAAAAAAAUAAA